AUGGGCAUGUCUGUGAACAUUGCUUUUUAUAUUCACAUUCCCAGUAGUCUGGGGCUCAUCAACAGCCGAGGAGACAGACUCCCCUGUCCUCCACUUCCCAGCAGCCCUGUUAGCUAUAAUUUGGCUGCAGAGCCAAGCUGUUAUGCAGGUGCUGGAUGUGGCCUGGUUGCUCCCACAGCAGCUGGGGCACUGCGUCCCAUCCUGGAGGAGCUGGAGCUGCCACUUAUCGACAGCCAGACCUGUAGCAUGGUGCUGAGGGGUGUGAACCUGUCACUGUGCUGGGGCUCUGUGUGUGCUAGCUUUCCUGACAAUGAGAGGGACAUGUCCAAGGUAAAUCCUGUGGGAAUGUAUUCCCAGCCUCUCUGCUUGCAGUCAGUCCAGGCCACCAUUGCAUUUGCUUCUGACGGGAGCAACGCGGGCUACAGCUUUGAGCUCACCUUCAUGGCUGUCUGUAAGGCCUCUGAAGCAGGAAGUGUCGCAGUGUUAGUGGAAGAGGGGAAGAUUGAGACUGCUAAUUACCCUGGCUUGUUCCCCAGGAACACCAAGUGCCACUGGCUCAUUGAGGGUCCAGCAAACUAUGUCGUAAAGCUGGAGUUUGAAGACUUUGCUGUGGAAUUUAGAGGCUGCAUUUAUGAUGCAGUUACUGUUUACGCUAAUCUCUAUGGAUUCUCAACUCCCACACCAGUGUUGAGUCCAGGAAAUACCAUGCUGGCAUCUGUGGCCUUCCUGCAGUGGCUGUUCAAGUGUGUUAGUGAGGCUGAGGCCUGUCCUCACUGUUGGUCAUGGCAGGCUGCCCUGAAGCUCCUUGGAGACUACCAGUGUAAUGUGACUGUCGUCAGCACUAUGUGACUGCUGGCAUCUGCCUGCUGUGUGAAAACCAUAAUGGUGUAUCUCCACUUUGGCAUGCUGAGCUAUGACUCUGAAGCCCUGGUGCAGCUACACAUUCCUUUGGAGUACAAACUGCUGAGGCCAGUGUGUCUGCCCAACAGCACAGAAACGUUAUCCUCCUCUUCCCUCUGCACUGUGUCCAGAUGGGGAUCAUUGAAGAAGCAGCAGACACAAGUGCCUGUACUUGAGGAUGGAAUCUGUGAGAGAAAUUACUACUUCAGUCACCCUGGAGGGAUCACAGCCAGGACGGUCUGUGUUGGCUUUGUUCCUGUGGGAUGCCAGGACUCCUGUCAGGGUGAUUCUGGUGGCCCCUUAGUUUGCAGCAAGGAAAAUGGGCCAUUUACUCUUUAGGACAUUGUCAGCUGGGAUGCUGGCUGUGCUAGCCCAAAGAAGCCAGGGGUCUAUUCAAGGGUGAAGAUUUUCCUGGACUGGAUAAGACUGCCAAUGAAAAGUGAUAUUUGCUUUUCUAAGUGA
Mesitornis unicolor (brown roatelo) is the source of this 1362-nucleotide messenger RNA. Its product is annotated as ovochymase-1-like. Gene Ontology annotation, molecular function: serine-type endopeptidase activity. Gene Ontology annotation, biological process: proteolysis. Lineage: Eukaryota; Metazoa; Chordata; Aves; Mesitornithiformes; Mesitornithidae. The record is from RefSeq and is a predicted model, not a curated record.